AUGGACGACGACGAACUACUGUUGUUUAAAACCCCAUUAUCACAUAUACUAUUCUUAGAUGGCGAGAAAAGUGAAUGGGUGAAUUCCAUUUUUCAAGAGAGAGAAGAGCAUGGCGAGUUUCACACGUUAUUUCCAAGGCUUCUGGAGCAAGAAAAUAAAUGUUUCGAAUACUUCAGAAUGCAAGUUGACACGUUCUGGUACAUACUAGAUGAAAUUAGGCCGUACAUAGAAAAACAAAGUAAUUUUAGAAAAUGUAUUUCUCCGGAAGAACGACUAUCGGUAACAUUAAGAUUUCUAUCUACGGGGAUGGGUUUUAGAUCUUUGGCUUUUUCCUAUCGGAUUGCACACAACACUAUUGCAGGAAUAAUUUAUGAGACCUGUGAUGCCAGGGAGUGUUUCAGUGAGAAACAUAUGCCUUUUCCUACAGCAGAAUUGCUUGAAAAGAGUGCAAAGAACUAUGAGCAGUUAUGGCACUUCCCAAACUGUGUUGCCUGUAUCGAUGGCAAACAUGUGCGCAUUAAAUGCCCGAAAAAAACUGGCUCGAAACACUUCAAUUAUAACGGAUUCUUCUCUGUGGUCCUUCAAGCAAUGGUUGAUGCGCAAUAUAAAUUUCUAAUUGUGGAUGUGGGAGCCUAUGGUAGGCAAGGUGACAGUAGUGUGUUUUCAGAACCUAAUCUGUUCCAACAGAUAGAAACAGGAUCUUUUCCUUUCCCACAACCAAGACAGAUAACCGGAACUACCAUGACGCUACCUUACGUCAUACUUGGUGACCAAGGAUAUCCUCUAAAAGAGUAUUUAAUGCGCUCUUAUCCAACAGGACAGGAGGAGCUUCCCCGUGAAAUUGAAAUUUAUAACUAUAGGCUUAGUCGAGCCAGACGAACUGUAGAAUGUGUAUUUGGCAUACUUGUUUCAAAAUGGAGAUGCUUAAAGACAGAGUUACAAGUUGAACCUCAUCAUGUUGACAAAUUGGUCAUGACUAUUUACUUAUUGCACAACAUUGGCAUAGCUAUAGAGGGAAUCAAUGAAGGUACAUUGCAAAAAAUCAACUCAGCCAAUACUGCAAAAAUUGCAAGAUCGACAAGCAGGGGACCAAGAUGCUUCAAUAGAGCAGGAAGAGAUGCUUACUGCAUUCGCGACCAAUUUAAAACAUAUUUAAACACAGUAGGGGCGACAGAUUUCCAGGACAAUGAAACAGGCGCAUAUGUUCACUAA
This is a messenger RNA of Acanthoscelides obtectus, 1212 nucleotides long. Lineage: Eukaryota; Metazoa; Arthropoda; Insecta; Coleoptera; Chrysomelidae. The record is from the annotation of a GenBank genome assembly.